AUGAACCUUUUCACGGCCAUUAACUCCGCGAUGCACAUUGCUCUGGAAACGGAUCCCACAGCUUGCGUCUUCGGGGAGGACGUGGCUUUUGGCGGAGUCUUCCGGUGCUCUGUCGAUCUGAGGGACAAAUUCGGCCCACAACGUGUCUUCAAUACACCCCUCUCCGAGCAGGGUAUCGCCGGCAUGGCUGUCGGGAUGGCUGCCGUUGGAUACACGGCCAUUGCGGAAAUUCAAUUCGGAGAUUACAUUUUUCCGGCCUUUGAUCAGAUUGUGAAUGAAGCCGCCAAGUUCAGGUAUAGGAGCGGUAACAACUGGAACUGCGGGAAGGCGACUUUCAGAUGUUCAUGGGGGGCUGUUGGUCAUGGCGGUCUGUAUCACUCUCAGUCUCCGGAGGCCUUCUUUGCCCAUGCGGCUGGCAUUAAGGUCGUAAUACCCAGGGGCCCCUACCAGGCGAAAGGCCUCCUCUUAGCCUGUAUCCGAGAUGAGAAUCCUUGCCUCUUCUUCGAGCCGAAGGCGCUAUACAGAGUUGCAACGGACGAGGUGCCCACAGGCGAUUACACGCUGGAUCUGUCGAAGGCAGAUAUUAUCCAGGAAGGAGAACAUGUAACUGCCGUGGCGUGGGGCACACAAGUGCAUCGGCUGCUCCGGGCAGCUCAGAUGGCAGAGAAGGAGGGCAUCAAGGUGGAGGUUAUAGACCUUCAAACCAUCGUUCCUUGGGAUGUCGACACCGUCAUCAACUCAGUCAAGAAGACUGGACGCCUCCUUGUAUCCCAUGAGGCACAGCAAACUAUGGGCUUCGCUGCGGAGAUCGCUACGACGGUGCAGGAAAAGUGCUUCUUCAGCUUGGAGGCACCCAUAAAGAGAGUCACGGGUUAUGACACACCCUUCCCUCUCGCGUAUGAGCCGGUGAGGGCUUAG
This is a messenger RNA of Cyclospora cayetanensis, 918 nucleotides long. RefSeq names its product 2-oxoisovalerate dehydrogenase subunit beta, mitochondrial-like. Lineage: Eukaryota; Apicomplexa; Conoidasida; Eucoccidiorida; Eimeriidae. Bases 1 to 918 code for a protein of 305 amino acids. The record is from RefSeq and is a predicted model, not a curated record. The transcript has 6 exons. Gene Ontology annotation, biological process: response to nutrient; branched-chain amino acid catabolic process. Gene Ontology annotation, molecular function: catalytic activity.